AUGGCUAAUUCAAGGGUCUUCUUCUCUGACCUCAAGGAGAACGGCGAUCCAUUUUGUGGAAUGGUUGAGGUGGUGGAGGAAGUCCAAUCUAAUCGCAAGGAGAAUGGCGAAUCCAGUUCUAAACCGAUUGAAGACGAGAGUUUGAAGAUGAUGUGUACAUUGCCGCGGCUUAUGGUGAUUUGGAGAAGCUUGGUUGAGUGUGAGGGUCGCUCUAUUUCUAAGCCUGAUGGUUUUGGCUAUUAUGCUCUUCAGUGGUUUGCAUUAAACAACCGCACAGCCGUUACUCUUCGAGAGACAAAACGGAAGCUACAAUCAUAAUUAAGUCAAAUCAACAAGGAACCCAACUUCAAGAAUCUACUCUUCAAUUGGCUCCAUACACUCCGAACUGAAGAAAACAAAGUCAUUGAUGAGACCAGGGAGAUAGAUAUCAGACUUUUAUAUCUCACAAGAUGGAUGAAGAAGAAGAAAGUGACUUGCAUAUGAAUGAAGCAUUCUACUUACUUGAGAGGUCGAUAUGUGCUUUGUGGUUAGCUGAUUUUGCAUUGUCUGGCGAGAUUGUUGGCAAUCUUAUUGAACCGAAUCCUGAGAUCUUUAAGUGCCCUCCUCUAUUCAGCAAAAUAUUUCUCGCACCUUAUGAGUAUGAACCGAAUCCUGAGAUCUUUACCAAAAUUUUCAAAUGUUAAGAAAAGAAC
This is a messenger RNA of Eruca vesicaria subsp. sativa (arugula), 692 nucleotides long. Lineage: Eukaryota; Viridiplantae; Streptophyta; Magnoliopsida; Brassicales; Brassicaceae. The record is from the annotation of a GenBank genome assembly.